Bactrocera tryoni is the source of this 614-nucleotide messenger RNA. RefSeq lists its product as uncharacterized. The record is from RefSeq and is a predicted model, not a curated record. The transcript is spliced from 3 exons. The coding region runs from base 107 to 508 and encodes 133 amino acids. Lineage: Eukaryota; Metazoa; Arthropoda; Insecta; Diptera; Tephritidae.
UCUUGAUAAAAGUAAAAGCUUCAAUUCGUAAAGCUUUCCCCACACGUAUGGUGAAAAAAUAAUGUAAAUAGAAAACAGCUGAUUUCUAUUCAAAUUAUUCGUUAAAAUGGACAAUUCUGCAACUAAACCCAAGCACGAUAGAGCUACGCACGAGCAGCUGGAGGCAUAUGUGUUGUUUUGCCAAGCACACCCAGAAAUUAGUACGGGGAAAAAUUGCCCAAAGACGCCUCAACGGAUGAAGGAGUUGUGGCAACAGCUGGCAGAGCAACUUAAUUCGUGCAGAGGACCAAUACGAAGUGCUGCAAAAUGGAAAGAGACGUUAGGCGUUUGGAAAAGCCAACUGCGCACUCGAGCAAGGCGGUUGAAAAUGAAUCAAAGGCUCACAGGUGGAGGUCCAAGUUCCAAGCCGAUGACGGACUUCGAAGAAAUGGCUUUGUCGACAUUUGGCUCGGCCGCUGUAGAUGGGAUGCAAAAUGUGCAAAGCCUAGGUUUAACGCCAAUUGAGUAAACAGAUGAAUGCGCAAUUUCAUCACCCACGGGUUGUCCUCACCAAUUAUGCAGUCAGGUAGAUGCAAGCCCAAAUCCCGAACACCAUACAGCAAGUCCAUCGUCAC